Messenger RNA from Opisthocomus hoazin, 514 nucleotides. The record is from RefSeq and is a predicted model, not a curated record. NCBI's taxonomy places the organism in Eukaryota, Metazoa, Chordata, Aves, Opisthocomiformes, Opisthocomidae.
GGGCCCCGCGCGGCCUCGGGCUUCCCUGCUGACGCCGCUGCUCUUUCUUAGGCACCAUGCCUGCCCUCCGGCCUCUCGUGAAACGGAAGAUCGUCAAGAAGAGGACCAAGAAGUUCAUCCGCCAUCAGUCUGAUCGCUAUGUCAAGAUCAAGCGCAACUGGCGUAAGCCGAGAGGUAUCGAUAACAGAGUUCGCCGGCGGUUCAAGGGUCAGAUCCUGAUGCCCAACAUCGGCUAUGGCAGCAACAAGAAGACAAAGCACAUGCUGCCCACGGGGUUCAGAAAGUUCCUGGUCCACAACGUCAAAGAGCUGGAGGUGCUCAUGAUGAGCAACAAGUCGUACUGCGCGGAGAUUGCUCACAACGUGUCUUCCAAGAACCGGAAGGUAAUCGUGGAGAGAGCCGCUCAGCUCGCCAUCAAGAUCACCAACCCCAACGCCAGACUGCGCAGCGAGGAGAACGAAUAAACAGGCUCCUGUGUCUGCGAUGUAUUUAAUAAAGUGUAAAACCCCCUCGG